Messenger RNA from Penicillium antarcticum, 1578 nucleotides. RefSeq names its product DHHC family palmitoyltransferase. The coding region runs from base 1 to 1578 and encodes 525 amino acids. NCBI's taxonomy places the organism in Eukaryota, Fungi, Ascomycota, Eurotiomycetes, Eurotiales, Aspergillaceae. The record is from RefSeq and is a predicted model, not a curated record. Gene Ontology annotation, cellular component: Golgi apparatus; endoplasmic reticulum. The transcript is spliced from 2 exons. Gene Ontology annotation, molecular function: protein-cysteine S-palmitoyltransferase activity. Gene Ontology annotation, biological process: peptidyl-L-cysteine S-palmitoylation; protein targeting to membrane.
AUGGCCACGUUGGCCUCGUCACCCCCGACCUCGCCCUCCUGGCCGAAGCGGCGCCCUCGAGCAUGGGCUCUCCGCUGCGAACGCUACUGUUGUGCCGCAGCAAGCUGCUUUCCACUCGUCUUUGUCUAUGGCCUUACAACCUGGGCGGUCUACGUCGCAAUCAGCAUCGGCAUCAAACCGUCGAAGAGUGACUGGAUUGGCAUCCCAAGUACAGCACUCGCAUUCACACUUUACGCUCUCCUGAACUUCUCCUACACCGUCGCCGUAUUCACCGAUCCGGGAUCUCCGACCCGUCGCGGCGCUGACCGCCACGAAUACAACGCUGUCCCUGUCUCCGAACAUCCGGAGUUCACCUCAUAUACUGUCAGCUCGACUGGUGAGUCGCGGUACUGCAAGAAAUGCCAGUGCCCAAAACCAGACCGCGCGCACCAUUGUUCAACGUGCAAGCGAUGCGUCUUGAAGAUGGACCACCACUGCCCGUGGCUGGCAACGUGCGUGGGACUGUAUAACUACAAAGCAUUUCUACUAUUCUUGAUCUACACUUCGCUGUUUUGUUGGGUUGUUUUUGGCGUUGCUUCUAUUUGGAUCUGGACUGAGAUCCUCAAUGAUACCCAAUACAUGGAUACCAUUUUACCCGUGAAUGUCGUUCUAUUGGCAAUCCUUGGUGGCAUCAUUGGGCUGGUCCUGACUGGAUUCACAGCAUGGCAUAUUAGUCUUGCUGUGCGCGGGACAACAACUAUCGAGUGCCUGGAGAGGACGCGGUAUGUCUCGCCUUUGCGCAAGGCAUUGGACCGGAAACGCAAUGAGCAACCGCCCAACGAUCACUACUGGGGUGAGCCGGAACCCAGCUUAGGUGAUCGACUCCAAGGGUAUGGCAACCAGAUUAUCGACGCGCAUGCCAAUGCCAUCCCAGGAGUCACGCGUGCCGAAGAAGGCGAAGAGCGCCUAUCUCCCGCACCACGCUCAACAGAUCACCUGUCCGGUGCUACAGUCCCAGACAACCAUCUCACACCAGCCCAACAAGCUCUAACGCGGUCAUACGCCGAAAUGGAACGACAGCGUGAGCAUGAACGGUACCAAGAGUACCAAAACGACGAAGACAACGAGAAAAUGCCCAGCGCCUUCGACCACGGCUGGCGCCGAAACCUCCUCCACCUCUUCGGCGAACGACCGCUCCUCUGGGCCGUCCCGGUCUGCACAACGACCGGCGAUGGUUGGGGCUGGGAACCCAGUGAGAAAUUCCUCGAAGCUCGAGAUCGUAUGCGAUUUCAGCGUGAGCAGAAUUCUUCCGAGGAGCAGCAGUACUACCGCGAGCUGUACCAGCGUAAUCUGGAUAACAGUCGCAGCUGGAGAGACCCUAACUCUACGCAAGCUUUGCGCACGCCGAAACGUGGUACCACUCCCGAGCGGCCUCCCACUAGUGUCUCCAUGCAGACUCUUGCUCCUAGGUCUCCUAGACCGAGACCUGGUGAUAGUGAUUUCGAGGAUGAGAUUGAAGGGAACGGAUUGUUGGAUCCGGGGGUUGGACGUCCUCGGACGUCACGCUCCGACACAGAUGAAUGGCGCGAUUGGGAUUAA